This is a messenger RNA of Acinonyx jubatus (cheetah), 2872 nucleotides long. It is a transcript of the gene DCST2, whose product is annotated as DC-STAMP domain containing 2. Bases 73 to 2688 code for a protein of 871 amino acids. The transcript is spliced from 14 exons. Gene Ontology annotation, cellular component: membrane. The record is from RefSeq and is a predicted model, not a curated record. NCBI's taxonomy places the organism in Eukaryota, Metazoa, Chordata, Mammalia, Carnivora, Felidae.
AGGGUCUCUGGGACUGACUCACUGGUGUGGGGGAGCUUCCUCUGCCCUGUGGCUCCAUCCCGAUGAGGUGUGAUGACCAUGAGUCUGCACCCGCUCUCGUCCCACAGGUGUCCUCCGCUCUGGCCCCUCCGCUCCGGCCCCUCUGCCGCGCCCACAGCCUGUCUGGUCUGUGUCUCUCGCCCCUCUGCUCUGAGACUUGGGGCAGGAGAUUCGAGACCUCCCUCCCCCUCCCCAGUCCUGCAGCUGGGCACACGUUUGGACCCGACGGCCAUGGCCCCUGUGGGGGCCGAGGAGCCGAGCACGUCGCGGGCCGUGGUCCGCAGUGUGGGGGGUUUCGCCCUGGGCUUGUCCUUGGCCACGGCCUAUGGGCUCCUGGAGCUGCUGGUGGAAGAACACAGCCCCUGGGCCUGCCUCGUGGGCACCCUCACUCUGGCCGCCUUCCUCGGCCUGGGCAUGGGCUUCUCCCACCAGGUCCGGGUCACCGUCCUCCUGCUGCUGCCCCAGGCCUUCUCCAAGCAGGGCCGGGCCCUGUUGAUGGUGGCUGCCUUUGGGCUGGUGCUGCAAGGGCCUUGUGCCAACACCCUGCACAACUUCACUCAGGCCAGCAAGGCCGUGGCCUGCGGGGCAGAGCUGGCCCUGAACCAGACCGCCGAAGCGCUGGAACAGGCCAAGCAGCCCCUCGUCAGUGCCCUGAACAAGAUUAAGGCCAUUGCCCAGAAGGCCAAAGAGGUGGCUGACCGGGUUCGCAAGUUCUUUCGGUCGAUCAUGGACGGCGUGAAGCACGUAGCCAGGGCACUGCGGAAUGUGUGGUACUGGCUCCUUCACAUCGGGGACGUGUGCAACGCCGAGCUGGGCAACCCUUACGUGAAGUGCGCGCGGGUCUUCGACGGCGCCAAGGACAGCUGCAUGAGGACCGUACCGCGAGCCUAUCACCUGUGCUUCGUGCUCACGCCCUUCAAGCUGGUGCUGUGCGGACUGGCCAGCGGUGAGAGAGAGCCCAGGCUUGCCGCCGGGGGAGGCGGGGCGGGGGGGGGCGGGAGGAGCCAGAGGGGACCAGCCUGGAGGUCAGUAGGAAAGGUGGGAAGCCAGAGGCCUCUGUGCGCAGUAGGUCCCUGGGGGCGAGGGGCCGUGCAUCUCCCCCCCCCCCCCACACUCAGUCUCCGGGUCUCAGUGGUCCAGGUGUUCUGCAUCAUCCCCGAGUACAUCCAGCCCUUCUUGCGCAAGACCAUCGGCCCCCCUGUGAGGCACUUGAUCAACCGGGUGCGUCAGGAGUUUGAGUUCAACGUCACGGCCACCCACCACUUCUCUGUGGAUCUCAACGCCUCCCGGAGCCUGUCCCAGGUGGCCCUGGACCUGCAGGAAGCCGUCAGCAUGAAGCUGCACCGCGUCCGAGAGGCCCUGGCCCUGAUGGGCUACACCGCGCCCCUGCUGCUCCCGCUGCUCUACCUCCAAGCCCUGUGUUACCGGUACCGUUACCUGAACUGGCUCGGUUUCGACAACAUCUACAUUACCAGCCGAUUUCUGCUCAUGGAAGAUGUCCGCUCCAGGGCGGGCCUGCCCACGGUGCUGCCGCUCAGUGCCCACGAGGCCCGACAGUACAUCCAGCCCGGUUCCGUCCUCCUGUCCCGGUGGGAGCAGGUGUUCUAUAUCCUGGCAGUCUUCGACCUGGCCCGGUACCUCCUCCUCGUGCUCCUCCUGGUGUUCCUGGACUACGCCGUCUUCUGGGUGCUGGACCUGGCUCGGCACCAGCUGCAGGGGGAGAUCGUGGCCCGCAGCCCCGUGGCAGUGUCCAUAACCGUGGAGGGUCCCGGCUACGCCGGGAAGAUCUAUCGUGACCUGGUAUCAGCGUUUGACGUCCUGCAGCAGAGCAACAUCAGCGUCUUGUCCCCACGCUGCGUCCUGCGCCCCUCAGAGCCUGACGCCACGGGUUACGUCGUCAUCGGUAUCGGCCACACCCGGGGGGGGGGUGCCCCCGGGCGGGGAGGGGGAGCAGACAGCAUUCAGGGCACGAGGGGUACCCUGUGCCCAGGGACAGCAGCUCAGCGGGACUGCGUGCCCCCAGGCAUCAUGUACGGCCUGUGCUUCUUCGUCACGCUGUGUGGCAACUACGUCAGCAGGCUGCGGCGGGUCAUAUGUGCCUGGUACUACCCGUCCUGGGAGCAGGAGAGGAUCUCUUACCUGUACAACGUACUUCUGAGCCGCCGAACCAGUCUGUCGGCUGCCUUGCACCGAACAGUGAGGCGGCGGGCGGCCGACCUGGGCCACACGAGUGUCCUGCGGAUGCUGGCCAGGCGAUGCUCCUGUCUGGCUCCGGUGGUCGCCCACCUCUGGCAGGAGCAGGGUUACUGCCUGGGCUGUGGGCAGGGCUAUGACCAGGAGGACACGGAGACCUUUGUGUCCUGCGCUACCCCUGGCUGCCCAGGUCUCUUCUGCUCCACCUGCUUUCGUCUCCUGGACAACGCCUGCUCCGUGUGUGCAUCUCCCCUGUCCCACCAGGGGGACCUGGACCCCGAGCUGGACUCCAGUGACGAGGAGGGCCCCCGGCGAUGGCUGGCCGCAGCCCGGAGACAGGACCCCGAGCAGGAGUGGUUACUGAGGCAACAGCUGCAGGAAACGCUGGGCAGGACCCUCCCUUCGGGGUCCAGCCCUGAGGUCAGUGACCUGGACGAGGAGAAGGGGCCCCCGUAGAGGACUCAGAGGACAGAGGACACAGAUGCAGGGGCCCCACCUGAGAGGAUUCCCACACCCCCUCAGCCCGAGGGCACCCAGAGCGGCCCUUCUCUGGCUUCAGAACCCCAGCCCCUCCGUCUCUCACCUCCCUCCCCUCCUGAUGCCUCCUAGCUAACUCCCAAAUAAAGGACCCGAAGGCAGA